Mesitornis unicolor (brown roatelo) is the source of this 1947-nucleotide messenger RNA. It is a transcript of the gene NOC3L, whose product is annotated as nucleolar complex associated 3 homolog (S. cerevisiae). The transcript has 16 exons. The record is from RefSeq and is a predicted model, not a curated record. The annotation marks the transcript as partial. Lineage: Eukaryota; Metazoa; Chordata; Aves; Mesitornithiformes; Mesitornithidae. Gene Ontology annotation, cellular component: nucleolus. Gene Ontology annotation, biological process: DNA replication initiation. Gene Ontology annotation, molecular function: chromatin binding.
AGAAAAAACACAAAACGAGUUCCAAGCUUUCGCAAGUUACUGAGAACUAGUAAAAUAAAACUUGAGAACAAAUUAAAGAAUAAACAGUACAAGCAGCAGAGUGCUGCUAAGAAGUAUCGAAAAGAACAGAAGAAGCUAAGGGAGGCUGUCAGAGAUGCCAUCUCUAGAAAACCUUUUCCAUUGGAGGAUUGCAAGAGAAAACAAGUUGCUGAAAAACGGGAUGAAGAGGAGGAGGAAGAUGCUCUUCCACUGGACAUGAUGGAUGAAGAUGACUUAAAAUUAAUGGAAGAUUUGGCUCAAAAAGCAUCAUUUUUAACCAGAGAUCUUUCUUCCAAUGAACCUGUUCACAUCAAAAAACGAAAACAUGAAAGUGUGAUUGACAAAUAUGAGAAGGUGCCAAGACGUAUGCAGACUGAACCAGAAAAAGAACUCAUCCAUCUGCUCCCCAUCAAAGACAAAAGCGGCAUUAUUCCCCAAACCAUGGAAAAGCCAGUUCUCAGCGUUGCCCACGAUGAAGAAGAGGAUACAGAAGAAAUGGAGGAGGCAGAGGACUUCAGUGAAGAAGCCCUGCCUGUUCUCACUCCCGAGGAAAUGGCUGCUCAAAGGAGGCAAAAGCUGCAGGAGAGGAAGAUGCACAUCGCUGCCUUAGCUUCGGCCAUUCUCUCUGAGCCAGACAGCAAUAUAAAAAAGCUGAAGGAGCUGCGUGCCAUGCUGAUGGAACAGGAUCCUAAUGUGGCUGUGAUUGUUCGGAAGCUGGUCAUGGUUUCUUUGAUGGAGAUAUUCAAAGAUAUUGCGCCUUCUUACAAAAUUCGGCCUCUGACUGAAGCAGAAAAGGCGACCAAGGUUAAAAAAGAAACUCAGAAACUGAGGGAAUUUGAAGAAGGCCUUGUGAGCCAGUAUAAAUUUUACUUGGAAAACCUGGAACAAACAAUUAAAGAUUGGAAGCAAAGGAAGCUGAAGAAAAGCAAUGUCAUCUCAUUAAAAGCAUAUAAAGGUCUAGCAGAGGUUGCAGUGAAGUGUCUGUGUGAGCUGCUCGUGGCUCUGCCCCACUUCAACUUCCACAACAACAUCAUUGUCCUCAUUGUUCCACUUAUGAAUGAUGAGUCAAAAAUGAUUUCUGAACUGUGCUUUGAGGCAGUCAAGAAGCUCUUUAAACAAGACAAGCUGGGCUAUGCUUCACUUGGUGUAGUUAAGGUCAUUUCCGGCCUUGUGAGGGGUAGAAAUUACAAUGUCAGACCUGAGGUAUUAAAAGUAUUUCUUCACUUAAGAAUUAAGGAAGUAGAAUUACAAAAAGAUUCUGAAGACAUUGCACCAAAGAAAAAGUUCAUGACUUAUAAGGAGAAAAGAAAAAAUCUUUCAAGAAUGCAAAGAAAGUGGAAGAAAGCAGAAGAGAAACUGGAACGAGAACUCUUGGAAGCAGAAGCAUCAGAAAGUAAAGAAAAAAAACUGAAGCUGCACACAGAGACCUUGAAUAUUGUAUUUGUAACGUACUUCAGAAUUUUGAAGAAAGCUCAGAAGUCUCCACUUUUGCCGGCCGUGCUAGAAGGUCUUGCAAAGUUUGCUCAUCUCAUAAAUGUGGAAUUUUUUGAUGACCUGUUGAUCGUCCUUCAUUCUCUCAUUGCAUCUGGGGGUUUAAGCUAUCGUGAGAGUCUUCAUUGCAUUCUCAGUGCUUUUCAUAUACUCUCUGGUCAAGGUGACGUUCUUAACAUUGAUCCUAUGAAAUUCUACACACAUCUUUACAAGACACUGUUCAGCCUACAUGCAGGUGGUACCAAUGACGACAUAGGGAUUGUGCUCCAGUGCCUGGAUGCCAUGUUUGCCAAGCGGAGAAAGCAAGUUUCCCAGCAACGAGCUCUUGCUUUCCUAAAGCGACUUUCCACACUUGCUCUUCAUGUACUUCCUAACUCCAGUCUUGGGAUCUUGGCAACAAACAGGGUGUUAAUGCAC